Sarcophilus harrisii (Tasmanian devil) is the source of this 981-nucleotide messenger RNA. RefSeq names its product proline-rich protein 2-like. The coding region runs from base 1 to 981 and encodes 326 amino acids. The record is from RefSeq and is a predicted model, not a curated record. The transcript has 2 exons. Lineage: Eukaryota; Metazoa; Chordata; Mammalia; Dasyuromorphia; Dasyuridae.
AUGGAGCACCUCGGGGUGACUUUGCCCGCCUUGCGCAGCUCCUGGGAGGGGGGCCGGCCUGUUUCUGGCCCUGCCCCAGCCCCCGGGACCUCCCCGAACUUUGGUGUGGGCAGCCGGGUGCCGGGGACCCGGGGAGGGGAGGACGCCGCCAGCCCUCCCGCUUUGGCAUGGGCCGGGCAGGAGCCUCGGGCCCUUGAAGGCCCGGCCUCGGGACCCCGGGAUUCAGAGGACUCAACGGACAAGACCCAGACAGCUCGGAAAGGCCCCGGGCCCCACUUCCCGGGGCUCUCGGGGACCGGCGGAAGCUCCCACGCGGCGAGUCCAAACCUUCAGAUGCACCAGACAAACGGGCAGCACGACUACGGGCUCCUCCCGGGAAAGGGGAGGCGGGGAAUGGCGCCCAAUCUCCCGGCCGAGCCCCCUCCUCCUCCUGGCCCAGCCCCCGGGGGCGCCCAGCCCCGGGCCCCACCAACGGGCCCUCCCUCCCUCCCUUCCGAGGCCCGACAGCAUCACCGAAUAAGUGGUUCCAAAGCCCCCCUCCCCCCCCAAAUGGCAGAAGGGCCCGUCCUCGCUCCUCGAGAGGUUCUUCCUGCGGAGCCCGGGCCGCUGCUGGGGCGGAGCCGGAAUAGCCGCGGGGAUGGGGGGGGUGGCGGCCCCUGGUGGUGGGAGCGGGGAGCGGAGCCUCCCCGGGGAGUGACCGGCGGGCGGGAGCCCUCAUCCUUCCCAGGAUCCCGGGCGGCUCCUCCCUCCCACGCCCCCACCCCCCGCGGAGGGGACCGGCAGGAACGCGCGCUGACCCGGGGGCCCCUGCUCCCGGAGCCCCCGGAACCAUCUGCCGCCGGAAGCGCCUCUGGCCCCGAGUGUGGCUGUGCUCACGGGAAGCCGGGGAGGGCGGGGGGGCCACAAAGCAGGGAGCUUGUUCCCUCCGGCCAGAAAAGGCCGGGGCGGGUCUCCAAGGGGAAGGCCACAGGAGCCUGCUGA